AUGGCAAACCUGAGUCAAGUCCCGGAAGACGGUGAAGUUUCGUAUGAAAGUGGUCAUUACAGCGAUCAGCGCGAUCAGGGUACUUGGAGUUGGCAGCCCGCGCGAACAGCCGAGGGCGCCGUGUUGGCGUUCAAAGAGCUGCGUCCGCUCGCGGAGGGUCUGAGGCAUCUCGCCAUGUAUCGAUGCGAAGAAGCGAUCCAUUCGUUUCAACAGCUUUCGCGAUCUCAAUACGACACCGCCUAUGUGCUGUGCGCGAUGGCGAAAGCGCACUCAGAGAUGGUGGAUUACGCCAACGCAGCGCAGGCGUUUGAAGAAGCGCGCGCGGCCGCGCCGUAUCGCUUGGAAGGUCUCGAUGUGUACUCAACCGUUCUUUGGCAUUUGAAGGAGGAAGUGAAGCUCGCACAUUUGGCACAAGAAGUUCAGUCUCUCGAUCGUCUAGCUCCAGAAACGUGGUGCGUGCUCGGAAACUGUUUCUCGUUACAAAAGGAACACGAGACGGCUUUGAAAUUUUUUCAGCGCGCCAUCCAACUCGAUCCGAAGUGCACGUACGCGCAUACGCUGAGCGGACACGAGUACUUUGCGAACGAAGACUUUGAAAAAAGUAUGAAUUGCUAUCGGGCUGCGUUGAGAUUAGAUGCGAGACAUUACAACGCCUGGUACGGCCUCGGUACGGUGUAUUACCGCCAAGAAAAGUACGUCAUGAGCGAGUAUCACUUCACAUACGCGCUCAACAUCAAUCCGAAGUCGAGCGUGUUGUACUGCUACGCCGGUAUGGCAAAGCAUGCACUAAACGAUAACGAUGCAGCGUUAUCGCUUCUCUCUCAAGCGAUCGCGCUCGAUGGUAAGAAUCCUCUGGCUCGUUACGAAAUGGCCGCCGUGUUGAUGAGCGAAGAAAAUUACGACGCCGCGUUGGCGGAGCUUAACAAAUUGCAAGAGAUCGCCCCCAAGGAAGCGAGCGUGUUUUUUCUCAUGGGAAGAAUCUACAAAAAGCUUGGGCUUCAAGAGAAAGCGAUGAUUAACUUUAGCAUCGCGCUCGAUUUGCGUCCAUCGAACGCGGACGUGAACUCGAUCAAGGGCGCCAUCGAGAAACUCGACGCCGAUGAGCUCAGCGACGAGGACAACAUCUGA
This is a messenger RNA of Ostreococcus lucimarinus CCE9901, 1128 nucleotides long. RefSeq lists its product with no specific name. The transcript has a single exon. Gene Ontology annotation, biological process: cell division. The record is from RefSeq and is a predicted model, not a curated record. Bases 1 to 1128 code for a protein of 375 amino acids. Gene Ontology annotation, molecular function: protein binding. Lineage: Eukaryota; Viridiplantae; Chlorophyta; Mamiellophyceae; Mamiellales; Bathycoccaceae.